UUAACCUGACGGCGAACCCUCGCCUGCGAAUGCUGUACGUGGUGUGGGGGGUCAUCGAAAACCUGCUCUUCAGCGGUCUCAUCUACGGCUGGGGCUCCCUCGUCUUCGUCCUCAAAGACGAGGGCAUCUACGCCGACCUCUGCGAAUGCACCGACAACUGCACCUACAGCAAGACCAUGUCCACGACGACGACGACUCCUGUUACUGCGACGAACCUGACCCCAACGAUCGGCGGUGACGUCAAAGGGAAAGGGUGUAAAGAGCAGGACUCGAUGCUGUCGCUGGUGUUCACGGUGGCGUCGUUCUUCUCGUGUGUGGGAAGCGCCGUCAUGGGACACAUCAACUACAAGUUUGGAACGAGAGUCACUCGCAUUUGUGCUUCGUUGGCAUUUGUUGCUGGUUGCUUGAUGGUAGCUUUCGUCAGUGUCGGUAAGUUAAGAGAGUAUGUGUACGUCAGAAUUAUUUUUAGUGAUAUUGGGGAUUCUACCAGUGCCAUGGUGGCAGAAAGUUUCUCUUAUAGCACUCCAAGUGUUUUCAGGGGUAUAACGUGGGCGGGGCCACCGGGGCCGUUGCCCCGGGCACAAAAUUUUGGACAGCUUUAUCUACCAUGGUUAAUAUUCCCAGGACUUUCACUGGUUGGAGCAGCAGGUAUUCCCUGGCUAUUCACAAAUACACAGAUUUCCAUCCUGUUCACGACUGGUAGUUCUACGGUGGUAGGAUUGUUAUGUGGCGCCUUCGACUGUUCAGCGGCCGUUCAACUUAUCGUCAAGGUUAUUUCAUUCAGUUCAACUUAUUUUCGUGCUUAUAUCCAAUUAUGGUUCAAGCACGGUGUCCUGGGCACACACACCGUAGCUAUCUGGGCUGUCUUUCUACACCAACAUCUCACUUUACUUGAUGCUGGGCAGUAUCAUAACAUCACCACUUGUUGGUAUUUUGUAUUCAAAAACAAACGAUCCGAGAAAUGUCGGCAGCUGAUGCCUUCUGUCUUGCCUCUGACGUUAGCCGUUGUUCUAGCCAGUGUUCUCUCUGUCCUCGCCCUGAUCCCGGUGGAGGAAAUCCUUUAUUUGACCUUCAUCACACUGACGAUAUUCCGAUCAUUCCUCUAUGCAAUGGCGGCUGCCUUUAUCAGCGAAAUAUUCCCUAACGAAUAUUUUGGCUUGAUGUAUGGAGUCCUAAUCGUUGCUGGUGGUAUUUUUGGUUUCUUCCAGUUUGCCCUCUUUCAGUGGGCAAAGGCAACAGACUUUGAUCAGGCAGGUUCAGCAUAAUAAGUAUUAAUUAUGUGUGGCUUAAUACAAGCAUAUACUAUUAUUGCUUUCUGCAAUAUUUAAUUCUAAUGAGCUCUGUCCCGUGCUAGUUUUGAUUUAGUAAACUAGUAUGGGUGUGGCAGUCCUCUUUGUAGGGGUACAAGAGGGAUAAGAUACCCAGUAAAGGAUCUCCUCGGGAGUGGCUGUCCUAUAGACGAGGCACUAAUAGAGGUUCAUGAAAUCAACCACUAUUUUACCAAAUGCCUAUUCGACUCUGCAUUGUGCAGAUACUAGUA
Gigantopelta aegis is the source of this 1540-nucleotide messenger RNA. RefSeq lists its product as uncharacterized. The record is from RefSeq and is a predicted model, not a curated record. Bases 30 to 1265 code for a protein of 411 amino acids. Lineage: Eukaryota; Metazoa; Mollusca; Gastropoda; Neomphalida; Peltospiridae. The transcript is spliced from 8 exons.